AUGAUGGUGUCCUUUGAUGUCGUCUCCCUCUUCACGUCCAUACCGUUGGAUUUGGCAAAACAAUGCACAGAGGAUCGCCUGAAGUCCUGCGACACGGAUGUUCCUGCUAUUGCCUUACUCGAACUCUUAGACCUGUGUAUGGAAACCAAUUUUUCGUUCGACCAACAAUACUACCAACAACUGAAAGGAGCCCCAAUGGGGUCACCUAUCUCUGGCUUCCUCGCCGAGAUCACAAUGCAGAAAUUGGAGGCCACGGCUCUUCCGUUAGUUAACCCUAAAUUGUGGCUGCGGUACGUGGACGACACAUUUGUGAUCGUUAAAAAGGAUCAACUAGAAACGCUCCACAACAUCAUUAACUCAACAAUGCCGGGGAUUAAAUUCACACUCGAGAAAGAAGUUGACAAAGAACUCCCAUUUUUGGAUGUUCUCGUGCAGCGGAAGACCGACGGGACAUUGCGCACAUCAGUGUACCGCAAAGAAACCUAUGCGGAAAUCAUUCUACACUACGAGAGCAACCACCCCAUUUCCCACAAACGGAGCACGGUCAACUGUCUGCUUAAUCGGGCAAAAACACACUGCUCGGACGAAGAAGGCUACCGAGCCGAACUAAGUUACUUGUGUGAAUUAUUUUCCCGAAAUGGGUACCCCAAGGAUUUUGUGCGCCGAUGCAUGAGACAGAAAGAGUCAAAGGAAAGGGAACAAAGAACCUCCAGUCAGACACCGGAGCCAAAUACAUGGCGAACCCUCCCUUACAUCAAAAACGUGUCUGAACUCGUGGAAAGGCACCUAAAGAGACACCAGAUUCGGGUGGCACACAGACCGACGACUACACUACGUACUCAGAUAGUACAUCCUAAGGAUAGGGUCGACUAUUUGGAUAGAAAGGAAGUCGUCUACAAGAUCCCAUGUGAGGCCUGUGAUGCAGUUUAUUGUGGUCAAACAGGAAAAUCCGCCUCUACACGCAUUCACGAACACCAACUUGCAGUAAAGAGGCGAGACCACCUGUCUCAAGUAGCCAUGCAUAGCUUGGACACCGGGCAUACGUUUGCUUGGGACAGAACACGGAUUGUCGGUGCCUGCCCCUUCAAGAAAGGCCGAGAGUUCCUUGAGGCCAUGCACUCGGAUGAAUCGUGCAUCAACCGUCACAUCGAGUUGGACGCCGCGUACAAAAGUCUCAAGGAGAAAUGGAAGAGACGAGAGCCAAUCGGGACGGAAUGA
This is a messenger RNA of Spirometra erinaceieuropaei, 1218 nucleotides long. Lineage: Eukaryota; Metazoa; Platyhelminthes; Cestoda; Diphyllobothriidea; Diphyllobothriidae. The record is from the annotation of a GenBank genome assembly.